AUGGCGGCUGAAAAUAGCAUUUUGAAUGCUAUUGUGGCUCUUCGUCCUUUACGUGAUGAAGUCGAUAAUUUCUUUUUGUUUGAAGAAGAAGUAAAAACAGCUCUCACUUCAAUUUUUGAAAAAAACCGUGUGGGCCAAAGCUCUUUGAAACGAGCUAAAAUGUCACAAAUUCCAGCGACAGCACUCCUGGAAGGAGAAGUGAAGAUGUGGCUUAAGAUGCUCCAUAGGCGCCUCAGUCGAAGAAUGAAGGCCCGAAGCGCUUGGACUGUAGAGUUUAAAAGGGCGAUGUCCUCGGAAAUAUUUUCCUUAAUUUUACAGAUGGUUAAAAAGGCCCGUUCCGCUUAUGGUGUUGUACACAACGAAGAAAAACACACAGAUAUAAUCUACUAUAACAGAGAGAACAGACUGAUUCGAGAUUUUGCCCAGUUAUCUGAGCUAAGCAGAGACUCAGUCCGAGAAUUCCUUAUUAAGCAGAGUAAAGGAACAAGAAAAGGAACUUCAAAAGUUUCCAUAACUUCUGAAACGCCUUUCACCAUCACAUUUAUUAAGAGGACACAGCAAGUGAGUGUCAAACAUUCCCUUGAAACAGGCUGAGGAAUGUUCAUUUGAGCUCCCAUGAAUUUUGGCAGCAGCUUCAAUGGUUUCAUGCCUCCUUUUUCUUGUGGUCCUUGGUCCCAGUGUUGAUUCUCCAUUGACAAGUGCAGUAGGGCUUCUUGUUCGUGCCUGAGAUACCUGUCCCUGUGACUAAAAUAUUGCUAAAUUAGACACUGGGUAGUAACACAAUUAUUUAAAUUAGAUGUGGUUGGAUGAUAACAAAAUAGAUAUUUAGCCAAAUCUUACAUUCAAUAUGUUGAUGUUUACAAUUUAGAGACACUGUCAUUUAUGACAGUCUUUACUGACCAAAUGAACACAGGCACUCG
This is a messenger RNA of Pocillopora verrucosa, 920 nucleotides long. The record is from RefSeq and is a predicted model, not a curated record. NCBI's taxonomy places the organism in Eukaryota, Metazoa, Cnidaria, Anthozoa, Scleractinia, Pocilloporidae.